Messenger RNA from Arachis ipaensis, 1848 nucleotides. NCBI's taxonomy places the organism in Eukaryota, Viridiplantae, Streptophyta, Magnoliopsida, Fabales, Fabaceae. The record is from RefSeq and is a predicted model, not a curated record.
UACGAAAAAUCAAUCCCAAAGAAGAAUAAGAAAAAUAUCUUGCGCUCAUUACAUAAUGGUGAACACGUAAUACUAUAUAUAGAUAGUCGCCCCAAUUAGUUAAUAUCUUAUCCAACAACUUAACCAAACAUGUCUUCGAACCCAUCGAUUAUUGAAAAUCUCCCAUUCCAAUCAACCACGUUCACCAUACUCGCCCUUCUACUAUUUCUUUACACACUAUCUGUCAUAACAAGAAAUCGCAAAGGCCCAUCCAAAUCACCACUGGAGGCUGGUGGUGCAUGGCCUUUAAUAGGGCACCUCCACCUUUUUGGCGGCUCACAACCACCUCACGUGACGCUAGGCGAAAUGGCCAAAAAGUACGGACCAAUUUUCGCCAUACGACUCGGAGUUCACAAGACUUUGGUUGUGAGCAGCAAGGAGAUGGCCAAAGAGUGUUUCACAAUUAACGACAAGGCGUUUGCUAGCAGGCCUACAGGCAUUGCCUUUGAGGUGUUGGGUUACAAUUUUUCAAUGAUAGGGUUCUGCCGUUACAGCGCCUAUUGGCGCUAUGUGCGUAAAUUGGCCACCUUGGGGAUCCUCUCUACCAACCAGACAGAGAUACUGAAGCAUAUCAUGGAGUCGGAGGUGAAGAUCGCAAUGAAAGCGAGCUAUGAUUUGUGGUUAUUGAAGAAAACUUGUUCGGAAAAGGUUACCGAGAUGAAGAAAUGGAUAGGGGAUAUAACCUUGAACAUCAUGUUUCGAAUAGUGGUGGGGAAACGUUUUGGUGUUGUGGUGGGAAGCGACUGCGGCGGCAACGAGGAGAACGUACGGCUUUGGAAAGCAGUUAGAGAGCUUUUCGAGCUGAGUGGGUCAUUCUCGAUUUCAGAUGCGAUGCCAUAUUUGAGAUGGUUAGAUUUAGAUGGGAAAGAGAAGGCAAUGAAGCGAACCAGAGAUGAGUUGGACUACUUCGUUCGAAUUUGGCUUGACGAACACAAAUGGAAGAGGCUUUAUGGCGUAGGAAAACAAAAAGAUCAUCACCAUGAUGAUUUCAUGGACACGCUUUUGUCUACCGUUGAUGAAGAAUUUGAUGGUCGUGAUCCUGAUACUAUAAUCAAAACCACAUGCCUGGCCAUGAUUAUAGGUGGAACAGACACUACUACCGGAACUGUAACUUGGGCUCUCUCGUUACUUCUCAACAAUCGAAAUGUUCUAAACAAAGUGAGAGACGAAUUGGACUCACAAAUUGGGAGGAAAAAAAUGGCAGUAGAGGAAUCAGACUUGAACAGCUUGGUAUAUCUCCAAGCCGUCAUCAAAGAAACAAUGCGCUUGUACCCUGCAGUACCACUAGGUGCUCCACAUGAGUCCAUGGAAGAUUGCAAUAUUGGUGGUUAUCAUAUCCCUGCUGGUACACGCCUCUUGACUAACAUAUCAAAGAUUCAUCGUGAUCCUACAAUAUACGAUGAUCCUUUGGAAUUUCGACCAGAGAGAUUUCUUAAGGAACAUAAGGAUAUCGACUUUAAGGGCCAUAAUUUUGAAUUCAUUCCGUUCGGUGCUGGUAGAAGAAUGUGUCCUGGGAUCCCAUUUGGCCUUCAAAUGAUGCAACUAAUGCUUGCUAAUUUGUUACAUGGGUUUGAUAUUGUUACUGUUGAUGGAAAGCCAGUAGAUAUGGUUGAAGAGGUUGGGCUAACCAGCGUCAAAGCUUCUCCACUCCAUGUUAUUCUUACUCCGCGUCUCUUCGCUCCACUUUAUUAUGGUAAAAACUAAAAGGUAGUGCAUGAUAAUAACCUUAUACGACAGAUUAUAAGUGUUUGUGAAGCAGUAAUAUUGUAGGAUUGUGUUCUAUUCACUGCUUCUAAUAAAUACUUCAAC